GAUUGAUUGCGCAUGUGCCUGCAUGUGUAUUUUGAUACUUUCUAGUCGUUUUGGGCAAAACCUAAACUUGUCAUUAUAAAACAGCGAAAAAUAGAGUCAAGUUAUGUGAGUCACGUUUUAAAAGAGCCCGCGUACAAAACGAAAGCUGUUAUUUGAGAGGCAGCUGAGCUUCGAGAUGUUUAACAGUAAGCAAACCCACUUCCACAGCCCGCCGUAAACUGUAGUUAUUUAGCAUACAAGUUUGCUUCCGUUUUGUUUUGUUUGUUACUGGUCUAUACUCAAAGAAAUAAAAGUUUUUACUGUGAAGAUCGUGGACUGGCAGCGCCCGGACGUGCAUUUGGACCCAGCACUUAGGGGCGGCCAGCGGACGUAGCACCCGCGGGAAUGAGAGCUGAAAGCCGGCCGAUAAGAUGAAUCCUCGGCGGUUGUGUUUGAGAAGCAAACCGCCGCGACAUGGUCGUCGUACAUCUUUGAGGGAACUCUAAGCAACGGGGGACCCAGUAGCUUCUGAGUGAUGGAGCUGGGCUCUGUGGUCCGGGCCAUCUUCGAUUUCCGCCCCAGCGUGUCAGAGGAGCUGCCCCUCUUUGCUGGCGAUGUCAUUGAGGUGCUCAGUGUGGUGGAUGACUUCUGGUUGCUCGGCAACAAGGAUGGCGUCACAGGCCAGUUUCCCAGCACAUUUGUGGAGGCUGUUCUCAUCCCUAGCACCCGGCCAGGAGACCAGCUCUACGUCUGCAUCAGUGACUUCAGUGCAGCAUCGCCGGAGAACCUGUCUCUUAAGCGAGGUGAUGUGGUGGUGGCUGAGGGCAGUGUGGAUGGCUCCUGCAUGCGGGGCCACAGCAGCUGGGGGGCAUAUGGCCUCUUCCCACGGUCUUGCGUGACGCGGCUGCGCCUCUCCCGCCGCUGCCGUGAGCUGUCCCAACGUGCUGCUGCCGCUGCCGAGCUGCCCCCCCACGCCCUGGGCCGAGCCCGUGCCCUCAUGGGUCUGUCCGCCCAGCUUGACGAGGAGCUUGACUUCUGUGAGGGUGACCUCAUCACCAUCGUGGGCGUGCCUGAACCAGGCUGGCUGCGGGGGGAGCUGGACGGGCGCAGCGGCAUCUUCCCUGAGGGCUUCGUGGAGCUGCUGGCUCCCCUGCGUGGCGGAGGAGACACCCAGGCCGUCGCCCGCUACAGGGAGGAGGACGAGGAGGAGGGGCAGCAGGAUGAGGAACGUGAGGUGGGCUUGGGUGAGGCAGAGGUCCCAGCCGGUGGGGGUGAGGCUGCCAGCCUGCAUGGCGUGGCGCUGUAUGACUUCCGCGCCCUGGAAUGCGACGAGCUGGACUUUGACGUGGGCGACCGCAUCCUGGUGCUGCGGACGCUGGAGGAUGGCUGGCUGGAGGGUGAGCUACAUGGGCGGCGUGGCAUCUUCCCACACCGAUUCAUCCGGCUAGAGGAGCCACUGUGCCGCACUGGCCAAUCGGGUUUGAGAGGGGCGGAGCCUCGAGAAUCCCUGGCGAGCAGCCUGGCUAGAAGGGACACAGAUGCAGAUGGGGGCCACCAUGCAGCCAAGCAGGAGGCUGGGCAGCAGAAUCAGGAGUACAGUCCAGCCUGGGGGGGGCAGACUGACUACACCAUCUGGGACCUCGACUACUUUGAGCAGGAGAUGGAGCGCAGUGGCAGCAUUGGCGGGGGGGCGCACGCCAUUGCACCACUCUCGCAGAUGGGGGCUGGCCACAGCGCAGCGGCCAAACCAGGCCUGCCACCCCGGCCCAGCCUGCCCCUUUUGCUGCAGCGCCGGGUGCAUGGUGCCGAACCCCAGGGAUCACCUACGCCUGCUGCCGGCAGCCUGACUCUCCUCUCAGGUCGCCAUGAUGACUGGCUCCACGGAGACGGUCCGGCGGUUGGAGAGCGUCCCACUGACAGACGGGUGUCAGGCUGCUUGACUGCAGCGGGCCAGCAGGAGGAGCACAAACGCAGGAAGUUGUUCCGGCAUUCCAGUGCCGCCGAGGUGGACCUGCUGCCGCCAGAGAGAACGUUCCGGAACGGCCUGCCAGGCCCCUCCUUUCUGGACGGGCUCAGUGCCUCUGCCACUGACCUGGACUCCCAGCUCUCCCAGCAGCUGGCCGAGUUUGAGCUGAGUGUCCCCGGGCCCCAGGGGCCGGGGACAGGGCACAGAGUCUCCCGCCAUUACUCCAUCCUGGACUACAGCAGUGAAGGUGACAUCAUCAGAGGCUCUGCCCACUCCCCUCUGACCCUCAAGCCCAAGACCUGUGCCUUACCCUCCUCCACCUCUCGCCCUUCAUCCCUAGAGAGGCAAAAGGCCCUCAGGCCCCCGCCUCCCCGGCCCCGGGUCCUCAGGGGCCCACAGGGGUCCCCGCCCCCUGUGGAGCAGCAGCGCAGAUCCACCCCCGCCCCACUGAAGCCGGCCCGGCCUGCCCCUCGGCCGCCCCAGCGCUGCACCCGCAGCAGUGCAGUGAGCCGAGCCCCGCCAGAGGAGGAUGACGUAGAAGCAGAGAAGCCCUCUCAGGAGAAGCAGUGUGAGCAGGAGCAGGUGGCCAUUCUGCUGCGCCUCCAGGAGGUGGAGCAGGACCUGGAGAUGUACAGGCAAACGGCCGAAGAGCUGCGGAGCAUGCUGGAGCGGGAGGAGGACCAGGGAGCACGGCAGCAGGCCUUGGAGAGCCUGGACCUGUGCGCCUACAGCAUCGACACACUGAGCCUGGAGCAGCAACAGCUGCAAGAGAUGACGCUGCUGUCUGCUCAGCCCCCAAAUCCGGAGGGCCCCUCCACGGCAGCUGUCACCGAAGACCGAGAGCAGAGGCUGCUGGAGAAGAGAUCCAAGGUCAUCGAGGAGCUUCUGCAGACAGAGAAGGACUACAUCAAGGACCUGCAGAUGUGUGUGAAGGAGAUUUUCCAGCCCUUGCAACAAAAACAGGUCCCGAAUGUGGACUUUGAGGGCCUCUUCGGGAACAUCACAGCAGUCAUCGAGAUUUCUGAGCAUCUGUACAGCAGCCUGCUCGACUCUGAUUCAAUAGGUCAGGUGUUUCUGGAUCACAGGACAGAUCUGGAGGAGGUGUACAAAAUCUACUGCCAGAACCAUGACGACGCUAUCACGCUGCUCGAGAGCUACGAAAAGGACGCCACCAUCCAGAGGCACAUUCUGGAAUGUCUGGAGAAGCUGAGGGCGGUGUACCGUGAGUGGGGAAAGACCAACUACAUCAAUCUGGGCUCCUUUCUCAUCAAGCCCGUGCAGAGAGUGAUGCGUUACCCACUGCUGCUGAUGGAGCUGCUGAAUGCCACGCCCACGGCACACCCUGACCAACAGCAGCUGGCCGACGCCGUCUCAGCUGUCAAGGAGAUAAACGUCAACAUCAACGAGUACAAGAGGAGGAAGGACCUGGUGGUGAAGUACAGGAAGGGCGAUGAGGACACUUUGAUGGACAAGAUAUCUAAGCUCAGCAUGCACUCCAUCAUCAAGAAGUCAAACCGUGUCAGCAGUCACCUGAAGCACCUAACUGGCAUCUCACUGCAGAUCAAAGAUGAGGCAUUUGACGAGGCGGAGAAGCGAUUCCGACUCCAGGAGCGGCUCAUCAAGUCCUUCAUUCGGGACAUCUCACUGUACCUGCAGCAUAUACGGGAGGCCGCCUCGGUCAAGGUGCUGGCGGCCAUCAGCUUCUGCGACAUCUACACAGAUGGGAACCCGAUCGACCCGGAGCGCUUCCAGGGGGCACAUCGUUGCAUUAGUGACAAGCAUUUUGCUGACUUUAAGGAGCGGGCAGAAACACUGGUAAUCGCCCCCCUCACCCAGCUGCUGUCCAUGUUUGCUGGCCCCCACAAGCUCAUCCAGAAGCGCUUCGACAAGCUGCUCGACUACGACAGCUGCAGGGAGCGAGCAGAGCGGCUGCGGGAGCGCCGGGCGCAGGACGAGCUGCAGGCCGCACGCAACAACUACGAGGCACUGAAUGCGCAGCUGCUAGACGAGCUGCCCAAGUUCCAGCGGGCGGCUGAGGGGCUGCUGAAGGGCUGCCUGUGCGCCUUUGCCCAGGCACAGCGCGAUUUCAUCGGCCAGGCCCUGGGAAAGCUGCACCCGCUGUUGCAGAUGGCUGGCGCGGCAGCUGUGGACAGCAAUCUGGUGGCCCUGUUCCAGGAGGAGCACGGCCGUGUCCUUCAGCAUCUGCAGGCAUUCAGCUUCUUCCCAGAGAACCUCCCUGCCAUUCGCAAGCAGGCUGAGAAGAAGACCUCCGAGCGACAAGUCCCCAGGAAGCAGCCGCCCUGUACCCUGCAAACGGAUCAGCAUCGUGAAGCCCUGCUGUCCCGCUACGGCCCAGAGAGGCUGUACCUGACCGAGAGGAACUUCAACGCGGCCCAGGAUCUUGACGUGUCCCUGCAGGAGGGGGAUAUGGUAGGAGUCAUCAAGCAGAAGGAUCCCAUGGGAAGUCAAAACCGCUGGCUCAUUGACAACGGAGUCACGAAGGGCUUUGUGUACAGCUCCUUCCUGAAGCCCUACAACCCACGCAGGAGCCAAUCGGAUGUUUCGCUUGGUAGCCACUCCUCCAAUGAGUCCGGCUAUGGCGGUUCCUCCCCUGUCUUUUCCCGCCAGAAUAGUAGUAGCACUAUAACCUUCAACCCAGAGGCUGUGGCCGUCAGCUUCUCUGUAGCCCCACCCCCGAGCCACUCCUCUUCUACAGCCAAUCCCCAGGAUUCUGCUCUGAUGUCAUCCCGCAGGCUCCCUCAAAAAGAUGACCAAAGUAGUCAGAGAGACCCUCUGGACUCUUCAUUCCAGACUCUGGCCAAUCACAGGGACUCUCCCGAUUCCUCCCAGCAGAAUGUGACCUCUCGUGGAGCACAGUCCCAUUCUUCCUGCCAGAGCCACAUGAAUAAUCAGGACCUGGUAGAUUCCUCAGAAACAGACACUCGUUUUUCCCUCAAGCAGUCAAUGCCAGGUCCCUCCCAGCAGUGUAGCCAAUCAGAUGCCGCCUGCAGUGACCGUAUCCAAUCAGAAUCUCCUCAGCAGCGAUAUGACCAGUCAGACAAGGGAUUUAACUCUGUUGCACGCCGGAAUAGGGAACAGAGGAAGCCUUUGUACCAUUCAGAGGAAUUUGCUGUGCCAGAAGAGGACCCUGAUGGACACCAGAUCUAUUACGCCCUGUACUCCUUCAGUGCUCGCUGCGGAAAUGAGCUGAGCAUCACGGCCCAUCAACGCGUGCGCAUUCUCGAGUUCCAGGACAUGAAUGGCAACCAGGAGUGGUGGCUGGGCGAGGUGGCCGGUCGCCGUGGAUACGUCCCCUCCAGCUACAUCCGCAAGUCUGAGUACACCUGAGGGAUGGGCCUCCCCUGUGAGGUGCCUGAUUUCUGCCGGUUCCACUACUGGGCCACCCUCUCCAGAGCCCCGUGGAUGAGAGCCUUUGGCGUGUAACUGUUCUGUGCCUUACCUCAAGCUGCUGAGGCCUGCUGGUGGGAUGCCUGUAUGAGGCUGCACCAAAGGUCUUCACGUUACACAUUUAGACAUGUAGAAAAUAAGCUGGCAUCCUGCUUGCAUAAAAGUCCCUAUUUGGAAACACUCCUCACAAGGAUGCCAGGGUGCUUUCCAGGAGUGAGUGAAUGAGGCAUGUCAAGGUACAUAGUUCUAAAGGAAGCGGCGGGACGUGCUGAGGUGUGAGUCAAUUUAUCUGCAGACCAAACGUUUGGGUUCCUGACAGCCGGCAUUAAAAUGAACAUCUUCAGGUACUGGGCCUUUUUUAAUGAUAUCAUGCGUGCAGUGACCAAGCAAACCCUGUCAUUGGUGCGGGGAGAGUAGUUGGCCCUUAACAAUACUAGUUCUGAGAUAGUCAGGCGUUCGACCUGAGUUGGCAGUACUGACCUGCCCAGUUAAUCUGAGGGACAGCACUGAGCCUGGAGAGAAGCACCUGAUCACACACUGCAGGUGUGGUGUUUUCGGCUCACACUGGGCAAAGGCACUAGGGGGCGUCAGAGCAGUGUGUGACUGCCUCCCUGCUGUAAGUAUCCCAUCAUGCUGUGUUACUGAGAAUGUAUUCACUUUAUACCAUGACGUGAUUAUUUUAUUCCCACUACAGUUCUGAAUAAAUCAGGUCUUUUGAA
This is a messenger RNA of Brienomyrus brachyistius, 6072 nucleotides long. RefSeq names its product dynamin binding protein. The transcript is spliced from 18 exons. Bases 515 to 5293 code for a protein of 1592 amino acids. The record is from RefSeq and is a predicted model, not a curated record. Gene Ontology annotation, cellular component: cytoplasm. Gene Ontology annotation, biological process: intracellular signal transduction. Gene Ontology annotation, molecular function: guanyl-nucleotide exchange factor activity; protein binding. NCBI's taxonomy places the organism in Eukaryota, Metazoa, Chordata, Actinopteri, Osteoglossiformes, Mormyridae.